GCAAGGUAGGGAAUAUCUAGGGACCAUUUCUUUUCGAAGAUCUCAUAGUACCUUAAUCGCGCUAUUGGUCUCCUUUCGCCAUGUUAGGAACUUCCGUUCUCGCUUCCGCGACCUGGUUGCUCGCACUAGGGCAACGUGCGAUCGCUGCUGAUGUCGAUUGGACUACCAUCGCCAACAAGCGCGGCGACCAUCUCCCCGAUUUUAGUUUCUGCGGCUAUCAUGCUUCGGACAAAUCGCUCCCAUCCAUAUCUAGGCCAAGUUCUACCACCAUCAAAGCUUCAUCCAAAGACCAGACUUCACAGAUCCAGACUGCUUUGGAUAAGACCGCUGCCUCGGGGGGAGGUGUUGUCGAACUCGGCUCGGGAACAUUCAAGAUAUCCCCCGGUUUGGUCAUCCCAAAUGGAACGGCGCUGAGAGGUUCUGGUGUUGAUUCUACACACCUAUCGGUCGCUAAAUUGAAGGAGGACGUCCCAUUAAUUUCAUUAGGGAAUGGCACGACUCAUAGAGUGCAACCUUCGAGCACCAACAGCAUCACCGAUAGCUAUGUGGGGAUCGGAGCCAACACGGUGACAGUAAAGGAUACGAAGGGGCUCAAAGUAGGACAGUCUGCCUUCGUCUCCCGUGCCGUGACUGCAGAAUGGGUUAGGUACAACGGAAUGGCUGACCUUGUCCGUGAUGGCAAGCACCAAACUUGGAUUGCGGUAGGGUCACUGGUGCAGCAGCCGCGAGCAAUCCAGGCUAUCAAUGGCAACAAAGUCACCCUGGACGUCCCUCUCACCGAUGCUCUGAAUAAGAAAUACAUGAGUCCAUACCUAGCCACCUUCACGGCGCCUGGCAUAUCGCAGGAAAUCGGUAUUGAGAACUUGUCCAUCACGCUCAACCCCACCUGCUCCGGGUCAGCCCUCAACAAGAAGAACGGGUGCGGCGCAGAAGCUAUCUCCGUGGCGCCUUGGACACAGGACAGUUACAUACGUCAAGUCAACGUAACUGGGUUCAACACAUUUAUCAACGUUCAGAACAAUGCUAGUCGCAUCACAAUUGACCACGUCAGCCUCUUCCGAGAUCACGAUACGGACAAUGCAGCGGGGUACCCAUCGGAUAUCGCCAUCAUGGGGUCGCAAGUGCUAGUCCAAGACAGCGGACAGUAUGGUCUUAAGACAGCCAAGGCCUUCUCCGUAGCGACACAAGCCGGAACUCCUGGCCCGAAUGCUGUCCUGCGACAUGUCGUCCAGUCGGACUUGCAGCAGAUAUACCCGCAUCAACGCUGGGCACACGGCUUACUUGCCGAAGACACUGACGCCGGCGUGAUAUACUUCAAUCGGGCAACUGCUGGAUCCGGUCACGGCUGGGCGAUUAACGCCGGUGUAGCUUGGAAUGUCAGGGGAGGAGUGACAGUUCAAAGUCCGCCGCUAGGUGUCAAUUGGGGAAUCGGAAGUACCGGAAAAGUCACUCAGACGAACGGUUCCAUGGUCGAUACUGGUAGCGCUGUCACGCCGAAGAGUCUCUUCAGUGCGCAGCUGGCCAAGAGAAAAGGUGGCAAGUAGAUAUUUGAUCGUAUUAUGGGAUAGAUGGCGUACGAGGUAAAUGAGUCAGACGCCAUGACUGCCGAGGGAUCGUGUAUCUUUAAAUUCUUGUAUAUUUUUC
This is a messenger RNA of Hypoxylon trugodes, 1644 nucleotides long. RefSeq lists its product as uncharacterized. The record is from RefSeq and is a predicted model, not a curated record. The transcript is spliced from 2 exons. NCBI's taxonomy places the organism in Eukaryota, Fungi, Ascomycota, Sordariomycetes, Xylariales, Hypoxylaceae. The coding region runs from base 81 to 1544 and encodes 487 amino acids.